Messenger RNA from Culicoides brevitarsis, 1723 nucleotides. RefSeq names its product uridine diphosphate glucose pyrophosphatase NUDT14-like. The coding region runs from base 1014 to 1646 and encodes 210 amino acids. The record is from RefSeq and is a predicted model, not a curated record. The transcript has 3 exons. Lineage: Eukaryota; Metazoa; Arthropoda; Insecta; Diptera; Ceratopogonidae. Gene Ontology annotation, molecular function: UDP-sugar diphosphatase activity; metal ion binding. Gene Ontology annotation, biological process: ribose phosphate metabolic process; nucleoside phosphate metabolic process.
AGAUGCUAUCGUUACUGAUUCCAGGAGAGUGUUUUUCUACGCCACCUUCACCUGUUAUUAUGGACGACAUAAAAAACAUUCAAUACGAACCAAUUCCAUCGGAUUCUCCCUUUGCCUGUCCUCGUCGAAUGAUUUACACGCAAAAUGGCAUCGAAAAAUAUUGGGAUUUUUUACAAGUGCACGACAUCGUAGUUGUCGUACUUUUCAACAUAACUCGCAAAAAACUCAUUUUAGUGAGACAAUUUCGACCAGCCGUUUACCAUGGAGUACUUAUGAAAGCCAAAAAUGAUUUGAAAACAAUCGAUUUUGAUAAAUUUCCGCCGCAAAUGGGAAUCACAACGGAACUUUGUGCGGGAAUAGUUGAUAAAAACCUGUCAAAGGCUGAAACCGCAAAAGCUGAAAUUUUAGAAGAAUGCGGAUAUGAAAUAGAACUUGAGCAGUUGGAGCAAAUUUUUGAAUACAAAUCAGAUGUGGCUUCCAGUAGUGGCAUGCAAACACUUUUUUACUGCGAAGUGACAGACGAUCAGAAAAUAGGCAAGGGCGGGGGAGUGGAAGAUGAAAUAAUAGAAAUUGUUGAAAUGACGAUCGAUGAAAUGCGAGAAAAAAUGAGUAACGGCACCAGUCAUGUCUCGCCUCCGAAUUCGAUGAUGGGGAUUUUGUGGUUUUUGGCAAACAAAGCACCAAAAUUUGAAGAUAAAUAAUUUUUUAAAAGUUUUAUCUACAGAUAAAAAUGUCACAAGAUUUAUUUAGAGUGAUUAAUUAUUUUAUUUGCCUUUCUAGAAUAAUUUUUUUGAAAAAAGGCCAUUCCAACUUCAUAUAACGGUUCAACGGAAAAUGACAUUUGAACGAACAGCUGAUCAAAUAAACAAAAACAGACAAAAAAUUGCUAAAAAAAUAUUUGAUUUAAAAUUUUAGCUUUAAUUUCUAUUGAGAAACGUAGUUCCAGUGAAACGUUUGUGUCUUUGUAGGAAAACAGAAACGAGCUUCCUUUCUGCUCCCACAAAGCCAAAAAGAUGGAAGAUGUGAAGAAUAUUCGUUAUGGUCCUUUGCCAGCGGACUCUCCUUACGUUAAACCCUUCCGUUUGUACUACACGCAAAACGGCGUCGAGAAAAAUUGGGAUUGUCUCAAAGUGCACGAUAGCGUUGCGAUAAUAAUUUUCAAUGUAACGCGCAAAAAAUUGGUUCUCGUAAAGCAAUUUCGACCUGCCGUUUAUUACGGAAUUGUUUCAGCGGACGACCCAAAUAAUAUUGACUACAAAAAGUAUCCUCCAAGCAUUGGGGUGACAGUUGAGCUGUGCGCCGGCAUCAUUGACAAACCGGAAAAAAGCGUCAAAGAAAUUGCGCAGGAGGAAAUUUUGGAGGAAUGUGGUUACAACGUGCCUUUGGACAAAAUUGAGGAAGUUUUGGUUUAUCGAUCGGGCGUUGGAGUGUCAAGUGCUGUGCAGACGCUGUACUUUUGCGAAGUGACAGAUGACCAAAAAGCGAAUCAGGGAGGCGGCGUCGAUGAUGAACUCAUCGAAAUUGCGGAAUACUCGAUUGAGGAAAUUGAGGAACGAAUGAAGCCGGGAAAUGUUCACACAAGUCCGCCGUCAUUUUUAUUCGGAAUUAUGUGGUUUUUGACCAAAAAGGCGCCGCUCUAUCGUUAGUUUUGUUGUUAACCAGGGUUUAGAAAACUUUUUAAUUAAUUUUAAAAUUUAAUUUUACUUUUAGUAAAAUUUUUGAA